This is a messenger RNA of Plodia interpunctella (Indianmeal moth), 810 nucleotides long. RefSeq lists its product as uncharacterized. Gene Ontology annotation, cellular component: membrane; mitochondrion. The coding region runs from base 180 to 638 and encodes 152 amino acids. The transcript is spliced from 4 exons. Lineage: Eukaryota; Metazoa; Arthropoda; Insecta; Lepidoptera; Pyralidae. Gene Ontology annotation, biological process: mitochondrial respiratory chain complex I assembly. The record is from RefSeq and is a predicted model, not a curated record.
AUCACUGUCAAACAAAGCCAUCACGUCAGCCAUAGGCAAUAUUGGUGCAAACAUUUUUGCAAAUAAAACAACGCCGAAUCAGAAAUUAAAUAGAAUUUAGUAAAUUCAAGGGCACUAUUUUCAUUCUGUAAAUUGUUUUGAUUUAACACUUUUAAUAAAAGGUAAUUACAGGGAAAUAGAUGGCAAAUGGACCAACACGAGGUGUCUUUCGAAUAGUAUUACAAAAUUUUAUUAACUCGUUGAAACCUCGACAGAUUCGGGGAAAUCAUAUCGGUAAGGAUUAUAUAGGGAAUGUUUACUUUGAAAUCCCUGCUGACCCAAACAGGGGUAAGAGGAAGCCUUCCCGUUGGUACGACCCACCAAAAGGUCUGGACUUCCAAGAUCCUAUACCUGCUGAAUGGCAAGCCUGGUUACGGAUGACAAGGAAAGAACCACCAACUGAAGAAGAAAUUGCAAAGAAUCUGGCUGUGGCUAAAUUAAAGAAGAUCAAUGCAGCGAAAAUAGAAGAAAAAAGAUUGGCAGAAGGAGGGUCACUACCUGUACCACCAGAGAGAGGCCCAGAGACCUACCCUACCUACCCUGAGUACCACACUGGACACCCUGAUAAUCAUCCAAAAAACAAGCCGAAUGUGAACUAGAUAUAGUAUAUGUUUUAGAUAAUUUGUACAUAAAUAGUUUUGUGUUAGUUUAGAUGUAAACAAUUUAAUUUAUUUAAAUUUUAUUUCUUUCCUUAAGUUUCGAUUGUUACAUAGGUACAUAGUACAUAUACCUAGCUAAAUGAAAAAUAAAUAUUGUAUCUUUGUCAAGGUA